This is a messenger RNA of Lutra lutra (Eurasian river otter), 569 nucleotides long. RefSeq names its product chromosome 3 C2orf76 homolog (gene C3H2orf76). Lineage: Eukaryota; Metazoa; Chordata; Mammalia; Carnivora; Mustelidae. The transcript is spliced from 6 exons. The record is from RefSeq and is a predicted model, not a curated record. Bases 91 to 471 code for a protein of 126 amino acids.
CGCCGCCAAACCCGUCCGACCCCACGUGGGUUUGCUUGCACACGCGCACUGAGGGACCGACGGGGACGCCGGGUACAGGAAUAGCUCCACAUGGCUUCCAAAGACGUGACCGUUACAGUUCGCCUCAUUCGUUCAUUCGAGCAUCGCAAUUUCAAGCCUAUAGUAUAUCACGGAGUUGAUUUGGACCAAACUACAAAGGAAUUCAUAGUAUUUCUAAAGCAAGAUAUUCCUUUAAGGACCAGCCUGCCACCACCAUUCAGAAAUUAUAAAUAUGAUAAAUUAAAGAUUGUUCAUCAGGCACAUAAAGCAAAGACCAACGAGCUUGUAUUGAGCCUGGAAGACGACGACACGCUCAUGCUGGAAGAAGACUGCACGCUGCGAGCUGCGGGAAUUGCUCAUGAAACUGAAAUUGCAUUCUUCUGUGAAGAAGAUUAUAAGAACUACAAAGCUAAUCCCAUUUCAUCCUGGUGAAAACCUCUUGGGGGCUCUCUUUUUGCAUACCUGUAUUAAGCUCUUUAUUCCACUAGUGAGUUUUAGAAAUUGACAAAUAAACUUAAAAAUUAAUCUCA